Molecule: messenger RNA, 2784 nt
Organism: Cetraspora pellucida
Lineage: Eukaryota; Fungi; Glomeromycota; Glomeromycetes; Diversisporales; Gigasporaceae
Source: the annotation of a GenBank genome assembly
AUGCUAAGCAAAAAAUCAUCACAAUGGAUCCAACAAGCAGUACAGGAACGUCAUAUAGAAUUUAUUCCUUAUGAUUCAUUCACGAAACAUGAAGAGAUAGCUCGAGGCGCAUAUGGUGAAGUUACAAAAGCAUACUGGCCAACCGCUGAGAAAACUGUUGCUUUAAAAUCUUUAUUUGAUAAUUACGAUUCUGAAGCCGUAGAUGAUAAGGGUUUUGACGAUUUUGUUAAAGAGUUUAAAUUGAUUCGAUCAGUACAUUUUCAUGAUAAUGUUAUUCGAGUUUUUGGAAUUAGUCAAGUCAAAAGUGGAGAGAGAGAAAAACCGGUAGAUGGAACACCGGAUGAUUAUCGGAAGCUAUAUGAGAAGGCAUGGAGUCAAAAUCCGAAGGAUAGACCAGAUAUUAAUGAGGUUAAAGAGAAGUUGGAGGAGAUGUUAGGUGAAGGUAAAAAGGGCGAUAAUUCGAUCGGGUCUCUUACGAAUAACAUGAACGCAUUGAACACUGCUUUGCCAAAAUCACCAUCCUUACCAAAGAUUCCAUUUAACCAACCAAACAAUAAUGCUAAUAAACGGUUUUCUCAAAAUAAUGUUCCGCCAACUUAUCAACCGGGAGGAUUUAAUCCAAACUUUGGUUAUAACGGUCGUUCUAAUACUGAACCAAAUCUUAUGCAAAAUUAUACUCCACAGCCAAUUUAUCAACCAAUGACAUCAUACGCCAAUAACAACGUUAUACCUCAGCGUCCUCUAAUACCUCAAUACACUAUGAACGAAGCUCAUAACAUUAACAUGAACCAAGGAAUGGUGGCAGCGGUUCAACAGCAACAAUUUCCUAAUAAUGCUUCCAAUGUAAAAUAUUCUUCUGGAAUGAAUAAUCAUUUUCAACAGCAACCUCUUUAUCCCACUGUGAAUGCUGGUCAAUCACAAACAUAUCCUAACAUUAACCAGCAUUUAAUGCCAAACAAUUUUAAUAAUAAUCAACAACAAUUCAAACAAAUCGUACAUCCACCAUCUAACAUGAAUGCUCAACCUAUGACACCGUCUAACAUGAAUGCUCAACCUAUGACACCGUCUAACAUGAAUGUUCAAUCUAUGACACCGUCUAACAUGAAUGUUCAAUCUAUGACACCGUCUAACAUGAACGUUCAAUCUAUGACACCGUCUAACAUGAACGUUCAAUCUAUGACACCGUCUUACAAGCCUAUAAAACCAUCUAACAUGAAUGCUCAACCUACAAUACCAUCUAACAUGAAUGCUCAGCCUAUGAUACCAUCUAACAUGAAUGCCCAGCCUAUGAUACCAUCUAACAUGAAUGUUCAGUCUAUGACACCAACUAACAUGAACGCUCAGCCUAUGCCACCAUCUAACAUGAAUGCUCAGCCUAUGGCACCAUCUAACAUGAAUGCUCAGUCUAUGGCACCAUCUAACAUGAAUGCUCAGUCUAUGGCACCAUCUAACAUGAACGCUCAGCCUAUGACACCAUCUAACAUGAAUGCUCAGCUUAUGACACCUUCUAACAUGAGUGCUCAACCCGUGAUAAAUGUAUCCACAAUAAAUACUCCACCACCUUUUCUACCAUCAGUUCCUAAUUCUGGGUAUUCUAACAACAAUACUACGAGUAAUCUUAAUCACCAAGUUUUGGGAAGUAAUUUUAACCAACAAGUCAUAGGAAAUAAUCAGUUUCCAGGAAGUAAUUAUAACCAGCAAGUUCCAGGAAAUAACUUUAAUCAUCAUUCAUUCACUGGAUGCGCACAAAUACUAGAAAAAUACGCUGUCAGCUACAAAACUGUGAAGCCUGCAAAAUGCCAUGCCGGCUAUCACGCUGGAUUAGGUGACAUCGAGGGCUUAAAAUAUCACCUAUCAUGUGGUGAAAGUAUUACUAGCACAUAUGAAUUUAAUGAUACAGCCGAUUAUUUAUGUAUUAUAGUUGCAAAGUUUUGUAGCGAUAUUAAAAUGGUUGAAGAAAUUUUUAAUUUGUUAAGAUAUCCUUACGGUCCAUUGAAUGAUCCUAAUAAUCUCUCGUGGAUUUCAGUAAAGAACAAUAGAACGGUGUUACAUUAUUUAACCACAAAUAAAAAUUUAACAAGUGAUAUAGAUGUUUCAAAAGAAAAAAAGAAAACAGCAGAUGCAGAUGAAGUUUCAGAAGGUCAAAGGAAAAUGGAUAGGUUUCAUCAUCAUAUUAAGAAAGUGAUAGAAUUUUUAGUUGUUAAUGGAUGCGAUAUAAAUACAAAGGAUGAGAAAGGAUACACUGUUUUGAGUCUUUAUUUGACAAAGACAGCUUUUCAGGCUGGAUUCACAAGAGUUAUUGAAAUACUAUUGAAUAACGGUGCAGAUCCAAAUGUUAGCAUUACCAUUAAGAGUAGAAGUCUUAGUAAAGGAUCUAGUGCGAAAUUUGAAAUACCCAAUAUGACGAGCAACAACGGAAGUACGAAUAAUCCUGGGGCAGCAGAGGGAUAUAUUACGUUUCCAAACAUGUUAUUCUUGGCAAUCUGGUACAGAUGGCCAACUAGAAUUCUCAAUUUAUUAAAAGAACAUAAGGUGGAUAUAGAUAAAGAAUACGAGAAUUUAGAUAAUUUAGGUAAUCUGUUGAAAAUGUGUUUACAAAAGUCAAAAAAUGGAAAAAAUAAUCAAGUUAGUUAUAUAGAUGGAUUAAAAUGGGUAUUGAAUAAUGUACCAAAUGUAUGCACUAGCGAGAAUCUAAUAGCAGUAAAAAAACUCACAGAAAAGGAUAGUGAAGAACGGAAAGUGAUCAAAGAGAAAAUAGGGAAGAAGAAGUGGAAGUUGUUUUAA